Molecule: messenger RNA, 822 nt
Organism: Metarhizium brunneum ARSEF 3297
Lineage: Eukaryota; Fungi; Ascomycota; Sordariomycetes; Hypocreales; Clavicipitaceae
Biological process (GO): sterol biosynthetic process
Cellular component (GO): endoplasmic reticulum
Molecular function (GO): sterol 24-C-methyltransferase activity
Source: RefSeq, a predicted model, not a curated record
AUGAGCAUCAAAACCGAGACAGCCACGUACACCCACGGCCACCAUGCGUCGGUGCUGCGAUCGCACACCUGGCGCACAGCCCGCAACUCGGCAGGCUUCCUGCUGCCUCACAUCAAGCCCGACAUGGCCAUACUCGACAUUGGCUGCGGCCCGGGAACCAUCACCGUCGACCUGGCCGGUUAUGUGCCCGAAGGUCGAGUGACGGGCCUGGAACGCGCGGCCAAAGUGCUCGAACAGGCGCGAGCCCUAGCCGCGUCGAGGGCCGUCGACAACAUUGACUUUGUAGAGGGCGACGCCAACGCGCUGCGCUACCCGGACGACUCGUUCGACAUUGUAUUCUGCCACCAGGUCCUGCAGCACGUCAAGGACCCGGUCGGAGUUCUGCGGGAGAUGCGGCGCGUAGCCAAGCCCGGCGGCAUCGUGGCCGCGCGCGAAUCCGACUACGGCGCGUUCACGUGGUACCCGGACGUGGAGGGGAUGAAGGCGUGGCAGGCGCUGUACGGGAAGCUGGCGGCGCACAAUGGCGGCGAGCCGGACGCGGGCAGGAUGGUGCACGCGUGGGCGAGGCGCGCGGGCUUCGCGGCCGAGGCCAUCACGUCGUCGGUGAGUUCGUGGUGCUACAGCACCCGCGAGGAAGUGGCCUGGUGGAGCGGGCUCUGGGCAGAGCGGACGGUGGCCUCGUCGUUUGCCGACACGGCGGUUGCGUCGGGGAUUGCGACGGCGGACCAGUUGGCAGAGGUUGCUGAGACGUGGCGGCGCUGGGGGGGCGAGGACGAUGCCUGGUUCUCGGUGCCGAGCGGCGAGGUCUUGUGUAUCAAGUAG